Messenger RNA from Neopelma chrysocephalum (saffron-crested tyrant-manakin), 1698 nucleotides. It is a transcript of the gene CREBL2, whose product is annotated as cAMP responsive element binding protein like 2. Lineage: Eukaryota; Metazoa; Chordata; Aves; Passeriformes; Pipridae. Gene Ontology annotation, cellular component: nucleus. The record is from RefSeq and is a predicted model, not a curated record. Gene Ontology annotation, molecular function: DNA-binding transcription factor activity. The transcript is spliced from 4 exons. Gene Ontology annotation, biological process: regulation of DNA-templated transcription. Bases 160 to 594 code for a protein of 144 amino acids.
ACAAACAGGGCGGCGAGUGAUGGCGGCAGCCGCGGGCGGCCCUGAGGUGUCCUGAGCGUCGGCUGUCUGUCCGUCCGUCCGUCCGCCGGGGCUGCGGGCGAGCGGGCAAGCGGCUCUGCCGGGCUCGAGCUGCGGCGCGGCGGACUCGUGGCGGCACACAUGGAUGACAGCAAGGUGGUUGGAGGCAAGGUAAAGAAACCAGGCAAACGAGGUCGUAAACCGGCCAAAAUAGAUCUGAAGGCAAAACUUGAAAGAAGUCGUCAGAGUGCAAGGGAGUGCAGAGCCAGGAAGAAGCUGAGGUACCAGUACCUGGAGGAACUGGUUUCAAGCAGAGAGCGAGCCAUCUGUGCUCUCAGAGAAGAGCUUGAAAUGUACAAGCAGUGGUGCAUGGCAAUGGACCAAGGGAAAAUCCCCUCUGAAAUAAAAGCCCUGCUAACUGGAGAGGAGCAAGGCAAAGCACAGCAGAACUCAACCAAACUUGCUAAGGCUGGGAAGACGGAAGCAAACAGCAGCAAUCCCUUCUUCCCCUGUGAUGCAUCACUGACAGGAGGCCAAUGCAGAACCUUCCGCACUGCAGCAGAGAUACCUCGGUAGCUGGCAGAAGAAUGCUGUUCUGAGGAGUGGAUGCAUCCCCAGAUGCAGGGGCAAGGAUCCCAGUCCGCUGUCUUCUCUUUGCUCCUCCCCACGUGAAACUCUUUUGAUGGUGUUCCUAAGGCUGUGUGGAGUGGGGCUUUUGGGGUAGUAGGUGUUUGUGUAAGUGGAGCAUUGUUCUUUCUUUCGCUACACCACCCUCCCCAAAUACAGCUAUGGCAGCUCUUGGGAAUUCCCUUUACGAAAUGGGGGCUGCUUUUAUAUCAGAGCCCAGAAUUAGAUUGGCUUUGGUUUUGGUAGUUACGUGGUUGUUAACCAUUGUGGGAGUCUGGGAGGUUCUGUAGAGUAAAAGCAAGAGGAGGAUCUCAGAACAACUUUGCUAAAGCCAAACAGAGUAGUACUGUGGGUCGGGGAGAAGGAAAUGAAUCAAAAGCUUUUAGUAAGAAGGUUUAUAGCAAUGUAAUUUGUAACCUAAAUGAAGAUGUUGCUCUCAGCAUCCUUCUGUAAUCCAGCAUGUGAUAGGGAUUCUUCAAGAGAGGUACUAGAUUUAUUUCCUGCUUCUGCCCAUACUUCUUUCACUGAAUAUAUUUUCCACCUCCCGUGCUUCUGGUAGGAUAGUCAAAGCAUGUCCCUGCAUCUUGCUUCCAGACAUUCCCUCUCACCCAUUGGGCCCUGCUAUCUUUCUGUAGCUCCCUACAAUUUGGGCCCUAGUACUUUCCUGGACAUCAACUUAAAAUGGGUUCUGCUGCGUUGUCCUGGUUUCCCAGCCAAAGUUAAUGCCAAGAACUGGUAGCAAAAAAACCAAGUGGCAUCAGUUUUAUGAUAAGAAAGGUAAUGGCAAAACUCUCGUGGGCUGAUUUACUCAUGCUGGUUAUUUACAGAUAACCUGCCACUUUCUUCAGACUGCUCUUUCUCCUGGAUAUGCUUUUUGUAUUCAUAUGAUGUAAUGUGGAGAGUGGAGCUCUCUGGAUUUUCAGUGGGGGUUUGGCUUGUUUAUUCUGUUUUGUUUAUGGCAUGUCUUUCCCUGUAUUUUAUGAAAUGCAUGGAACAUUUUUUAAUCUUACAUUUUCUUCAUUGUUUCAUACAAUAAAUAUUAUAAUGAAUGAC